CUAGGAAGGAGGCGAUUAGAUCUCACCAACCAGCUAAUGGUCACAGCUCAGAGGCGGAGCCUGGGGAACGGUGCCUGGACCCGUCGCCAAUGGGAAAAGGCAGGCUUGUAGCUUUAAAGGGGAAUAAAUGCUUCGGCCGAACCAAGUCCUGAGUUCCCAGCGGAGGAGGGGACCUGAUCCUUUAAGAGACCCCCCCGGCCGCCCUCCUCCUUCCUUUGUACCUGUGGCUGGGGGGGUAUCCCCUCCCUCCACAACAUGGAGCCAUCUCCUCUGUCUCCCAGUGGGGCAGCACUCCCCCUGCCGUUGUCGCUGGCUCCACCCCCACUACCCCUGCCAGCAGCUGCAGUGGUACAUGUGUCCUUCCCUGAGGUGACCAGUGCCCUCCUGGAGUCCCUCAAUCAGCAGCGUCUUCAGGGCCAGCUCUGUGAUGUGUCUAUCCGAGUACAGGGCCGGGAGUUCCGGGCUCAUCGGGCUGUGCUGGCUGCCUCCUCCCCUUACUUCCAUGAUCAGGUCCUACUCAAGGGCAUGACCUCCAUCUCGCUGCCCAGUGUCAUGGACCCAGGCGCCUUCGAGACUGUCCUAGCUUCCGCUUACACUGGCCGCCUUAGCAUGGCUGCUGCUGACAUUGUCAACUUCCUCACGGUGGGGUCUGUGCUCCAAAUGUGGCACAUUGUGGACAAGUGCACUGAACUACUCCGAGAAGGCCGGGCUUCAGCUACCACCACCGUCACUACUGCUGCAGCCACCUCUGUCACUGUCCCUGGUGCUGGGGUCCCAUCCGGGAGUGGGGGCACUGUGGUCCCUUCUACCAUGGGCUCUGUGCGCUCCCAUGCCUCCAGCCGAGCCAGUGAGAAUCAGUCUCCCAGCAGCAGCAACUACUUCAGCCCCAGGGAGUCCACUGAUUUCUCAUCUUCCUCCCAAGAGGCAUUUGCAGCUUCUGCAGUGGGCAGUGGGGAGCGUCGAGGAGGUGGCCCUGUAUUCCCAGCCCCUGUCGUUGGCAGUGGGGGCGCCACCUCUGGGAAGCUGCUGCUGGAGGCAGAUGAACUGUGCGAUGACGGUGGGGAUGGAAGGGGGGCAGUGGUCCCUGGGACUGGGCUCAGGAGACCCACCUACACACCCCCUAGCAUCAUGCCACAGAAACACUGGGUAUAUGUGAAGCGAGGUGGUAAUUGCCCAGCACCAGCACCCCUGGUUCCCCAAGACCCAGAUCUGGAGGAGGAAGAAGAGGAGGAAGACCUGGUGUUGACCUGUGAGGAUGAUGAAGAUGAAGAGCUAGGGGGUAGCUCCAGGGUUCCAGCUGGGGGAGGGCCUGAGGCUACCCUCAGCAUAAGUGAUGUCCGUACCCUGAGUGAGCCCCCAGACAAGGGGGAGGAGCAGGUCAACUUCUGUGAGUCCUCCAAUGACUUUGGCCCCUAUGAGGGUGGGGGUCCUGGAGCAGGUCUUGAUGACUCAGGGGGGCCAACUCCCUCUUCCUAUGCCCCCUCCCACGCUCCUCGACCGCUCCUUCCCUUGGACAUGCAGGGCAACCAGAUCCUGGUCUUCCCAUCGUCUUCAUCCUCCUCACAGGCUCCUGGCCAACCACCAGGGAACCAAGUAGAACACGGGGCAGUGACCCUGGGGGGCACGUCCGUGGGAGGCCUGGGGGUCCCUGGUAGCGCUGGUGGGGUUCCUGGAGGGACUGGUAGUGGGGAUGGGAAUAAGAUCUUUCUGUGCCAUUGUGGGAAGGCCUUCUCCCACAAGAGCAUGCGGGACCGGCACGUGAACAUGCACCUCAAUCUGCGGCCCUUUGACUGCCCCGUGUGCAACAAAAAGUUCAAGAUGAAGCACCAUCUGACUGAGCACAUGAAGACGCACACAGGUCUCAAGCCCUAUGAGUGCGGUGUCUGCGCCAAGAAGUUCAUGUGGCGGGACAGCUUCAUGCGCCACCGAGGACACUGUGAGCGCCGGCACCGCCUGGGUGGCGGCGGGGCUGGACCUGGGCCUGGGACGCCCACGGGGCCAACCUUGCCGGCCAAGAGAGAAUCCCCCGGAACAGGUGGGGGCAGCGGCGACGAGGCGAGUGCGGCCACGCCCCCGUCCAGCAGACGAGUGUGGUCCCCACCCAGCGUCCACAAGGUGGAGAUGGGCUUCAGUGGAGGCGGAGGAGCAAACUGAAGGGGCAGCCUACUGGGGUGGGGGUAGCUUUUGGGGAAGAGGGAAUAAGCACGAUCCAACGGCGGUUUGGCCCCCAGUGGGUCUCCCACCACAAUUACUGUCUUCCUUUAUCUCUAUGGACUUGUAUAUAUGCUGGGAAGGGGAACCGCAGUUGCACCAUCGCCCGCCCAUUCUACUCCUCAACCCCUUCCUCCCAAGGAAUUUCUGGAACUAAGCCCUUCCUUUCCCUCUUAUGGGUACACUGAAGCCCCGGCUCCACAGAGUAGGGUGCACAUGGAGGGAGGGAGAGGGGGCGUGUUGUGCAUCCUGCAGUCACAGGGUCAAGGGUCAGGUGGUUGUAGUCUGUGCCUGAAGUCUGUGUUUGUGUUGUCUUGGGACCAGGCCUUUGAGCCCCACCCUUGUCCUAAAACCUACCCCAUCUCAAGGAUGCGCUCUUUAUUCUACCCUGUCUCUCCCCACCCACCCCACCUCCCGGGGAAAUCCCCAACUCGGUUCUCUUAGAGGAGUGGGUGGAGACAAGGAGGGAGUAAGUAGUAGGAGUACAAGGUUUUUAUUUUUUUUAACAGUGAUUAAAAUAUUUAUUGGUCAUUUA
Messenger RNA from Callithrix jacchus (white-tufted-ear marmoset), 2746 nucleotides. It is a transcript of the gene ZBTB22, whose product is annotated as zinc finger and BTB domain containing 22. Gene Ontology annotation, biological process: regulation of transcription by RNA polymerase II. Lineage: Eukaryota; Metazoa; Chordata; Mammalia; Primates; Cebidae. The record is from RefSeq and is a predicted model, not a curated record. Gene Ontology annotation, molecular function: DNA-binding transcription factor activity, RNA polymerase II-specific; protein binding; RNA polymerase II cis-regulatory region sequence-specific DNA binding.